AUGUUAUAUAGACAAAUAACGAGCAUAGAUGUCAUACAAAUCCCAGCACCUGGUUUUAAUCUACCCGAAUCUAUACAGUUUAGUCCGGAUGAUAAUAUAGUAACUUAUAUUCGUGCACCAUAUCAAUUUUUAUCAACACGACAACUUUAUGCAUAUGAUCUUCGAAUAGAUAAAGAAUUUAUUUUUAGUGAUUUAAAAAAUGCUGAUGAAGUUAUUGAAACUAAUCCCUCUAAAGAGGAACAAUCUCGACGUGGACGUCAACAUCUAUUAACAACUCCGGUAACUCGUUAUCAAUGGGCAAAAAAUCAAACUCAAUCAAUGUUACUUAUUACCAUGGAUAAUACUCUUUAUAUUUAUUAUAACAAAGAAAUUCGUCUUUUAGUCGAUCGAUCUGAUCAAACAUCUAUUAUGGAUUGUAAAUUAUCACCUGAUGGAAAACUCGUUGCUUAUGUUCAAAAUUGUGAAAUUUAUUGUAUAUCAACAAUAUCUUCAGCCGAACCACGUCAAUUAACAUUUGAUGCUCGUAAUUGUCCAUGUAAAACAAAUGGUCUUGCAGAAUUUAUUGCUCAAGAAGAAAUGGAUCGUCAUGAUGGUUUUUGGUGGUCAGAUGAUUCAUGUUUUAUUGCGUUUACUCAAGUUGAUGGGUCAAAUGUACCAGUUCUUCGUAUUUCACAUUUAGGUUCUGAGGAUCCUGAUCAUAUUGAUGAAUAUCGAUAUCCAUUUGCUGGUAAAGCUAAUGUUCAUGUAACUGUUGGUAUAAUUGAUCUUAGAAAUGAAAAUAAUCAAAAACAACCGAUUAUACAUUGGGUUGAUUUAAGUAAAUUUAAAGAUUAUUAUAUAGCACGUGUUGAUUUCUUUCCUGAUAAUAGUCUUGCAUUACAAAUUGAAAAUCGUCAACAAACUAAAUUACAAUUAUAUCAAUAUGAUUUUUUAAAUAAAAAACCAUUAAAAUUAUUAAUUGAAGAAAUAAGUGAAUUAUGGAUUAAUUUACAUGAUCUAUUUUAUACAUUAAAAAAAACACCAACACAAUUUAUAUGGGCUAGUGAACGAACUGGUUAUAUGCAUUUAGAAUUACAUGAUUAUAAUAGUGGAAAAUUAAUAAAAAUAUUAACACAUGGUAAUUGGGUUGUACAACGUAUUCCUGAUAUUGAUGAAGAUAAUUCAAUAAUUUAUUUUUUGGCCAAUCGCGAAACACCACUUGAAACUCAUCUUUAUAGUGUUAAUUAUAAUGAUGAUGUACCUAAAAUAGAUCGUAUAACACAAGAAUCAGGUACUCAUAUUGUUUAUUGUUUUAAUCAUACACAUCAAUAUUGUAUAACACAAUGGAGUUCAAUAGAUCAAUAUCCAAUAAUAAGAAUGUUAGAUGUUAAAAAAAAAGAAAUUAUUAAAACUUUUGAUCAUAUAAAACAAGGUGUAUUACGAACAAUUGAACAAUUUCAUUUAGUUAAACCAAAAUUAUUUCCUAUAUUAAAUAGAAAUAAUGAUACACUUUAUUGUGCACUUUAUACACCAGAUAAUGAACAGGAUAGAUAUCAAACACCAUAUCCAACACUUGUAUCAGUUUAUGGUGGACCACGUCUUCAACGUGUUGCAAAUUCUUGGUCACUUCGAUCGGAAAUGCGUUGCCAACGUUUAGUUGAAGCUGGCUAUGUUGUACUUUGUUUAGAUAAUCGUGGUAGUUCAAAUCGAGGUGUUGCAUUUGAAAGUUCUAUUAGACAUAAUAUGGGACAUAUAGAAUUAGAUGAUCAAAUUGAUGGUGUACAAUAUCUUAUCAAACAAGGUAUUACUGAUGAAAAACGUGUUGGUAUAUUUGGUUGGUCUUAUGGUGGAUAUAUGUCAGCUAUGGCGUUAGUUCGUGCAAGUGAUAUUUUUAAAAUAGGUAUUGCCGGUGCACCAGUUACGCAUUGGGAUGGAUAUGAUACUCAUUAUACUGAAAGAUAUAUGGGUACACCAGAAGAGAAUCCAUAUGGAUAUGAAACCUCAAGUAUAAUGUAUCAUGUAAAUAAUUUAAAAGGACAUUUAAUGAUAAUUCAUGGUUUAAUUGAUGAAAAUGUUCAUUUUCGUCAUUCAGCUCGUCUUAUAAAUGCACUUAUUAGAGCUAAUAAACCAUAUGAACUAGUGAUAUUUCCAAAUGAACAACAUGCACCAAGAAGAUGUGAUGAACGUGUCUAUAUGGAAGAACGUAUGUUUGAAUUUAUUCGAAAAUAUUUAUGA
Messenger RNA from Rotaria sordida, 2214 nucleotides. NCBI's taxonomy places the organism in Eukaryota, Metazoa, Rotifera, Eurotatoria, Philodinida, Philodinidae. The record is from the annotation of a GenBank genome assembly.